AUGGCAAAAGAGGUUGUAAGGUGGACAUUACUGAAAGGUGAAAGGAAAACCUUUUUCUUUUUGACCAAGUCCUUCUGGAGUGAAAGGUUGCAUUAUCGAAUUGAUAGUGCCUCCUCGUACAGAAUGUUAACUAUAACAAGGCUAUUUAUGGAUAUGUGUAAUGUUGAGGAUUCAGUUAAGGAAUUUCUGGCCAAAGCCAAGGAGGAAUUUCAGCAGAAAUGGGAUCACCCGUCACAUUUCCCUUACAAACUUUCAAAAGGCAAAAGACCCAAUUUUCAGAACACAGCCUGUCUCGAUGACUUUGACAGAAUCAAAACCCUCGGCACUGGAUCGUUUGGCCGUGUGAUGUUGGUCCAACACAAGGCCAACAAGGAAUACUAUGCCAUGAAGAUACUGGACAAACAAAAGGUUGUUAAACUGAAGCAAGUUGAACACACAUUAAAUGAAAAACGAAUCUUGCAAGCAGUCUCUUUCCCUUUUCUCGUCAGUCUUGAAUAUCAUUAUAAGGACAAUUCCAAUCUUUAUAUGGUUCUAGAGUUUGUGACUGGCGGAGAGAUGUUUUCUCACCUGAGACGGAUAGGAAGGUUUAGUGAACCUCACUCCAGAUUUUAUGCGGCUCAAAUCGUGUUGGCGUUUGAGUAUCUGCACUACUUGGAUAUCAUUUACAGAGAUUUAAAACCUGAGAAUUUGCUUAUUGAUUCAUCUGGUUACUUGAAAGUAACAGAUUUUGGUUUUGCCAAACGAGUUAAAGGAAGAACAUGGACCUUAUGUGGAACUCCGGAGUAUUUGGCCCCUGAAAUUAUUCUCAGCAAGGGUUACAACAAGGCUGUUGACUGGUGGGCCCUCGGAGUACUAGUCUAUGAAAUGGCAGCAGGAUAUCCUCCAUUCUUUGCUGAUCAACCUAUACAGAUUUAUGAAAAAAUUGUUUCUGGCAAGGUACGAUUCCCGUCGCACUUCAGCUCUGACCUAAAGGACUUGCUGCGGAACUUGCUGCAGGUGGAUCUCACCAAACGAUACGGCAACUUAAAGAAUGGCGUCAACGACAUCAAGAACCAUAAAUGGUUUGCCACCACAGAAUGGAUUGCCAUCUACCAGAAGAAGGUUGAAGCUCCUUUUAUUCCAAAAUGUAAAGGCCCAGGGGAUGCAAGUAACUUUGAUGAUUACGAGGAGGUGCCACUAAGGAUCUCCUCCACAGAGAAGUGUGCGAAAGAGUUUGCUGACUUUUAAACAACACAAAACAAAAAACAAAAAGAGACAAAAAAAUACACAAAAAACAGUAAAAC
Octopus sinensis (East Asian common octopus) is the source of this 1283-nucleotide messenger RNA. Its product is annotated as cAMP-dependent protein kinase catalytic subunit 1. Gene Ontology annotation, molecular function: ATP binding; cAMP-dependent protein kinase activity. Gene Ontology annotation, biological process: peptidyl-serine phosphorylation. NCBI's taxonomy places the organism in Eukaryota, Metazoa, Mollusca, Cephalopoda, Octopoda, Octopodidae. The transcript is spliced from 12 exons. The coding region runs from base 1 to 1227 and encodes 408 amino acids. The record is from RefSeq and is a predicted model, not a curated record. Gene Ontology annotation, cellular component: cAMP-dependent protein kinase complex; nucleus.